AUGUCAAAGACUUCCUUGAUGUCGGACGUUUCUUACCAGCAGCCUGCUCCGGGCCGGUCUUUGGCCACGACGGUCAUGAGCACGGUCAGGCGCAUAACGGAUGAUUUGGAGAAACCAGACCUUGACAACCGGUCGUACCGAGUCAUCGAGCUUCCUAAUAAGCUCGAAGCCUUGCUUGUUCAUGAUGAGCAGACGGACAAAGCCAGCGCAAGUCUCAACGUCAAUGUGGGAAAUUUCUCCGAUGAAGAGGAUAUGCCAGGGAUGGCUCAUGCCGUCGAGCAUCUGCUUUUCAUGGGAACGGAAAAAUAUCCGAUAGAAAACGAAUACAGCUCCUACCUGUCCUCAAACUCCGGCCACUCGAACGCUUACACUGCCGCGACUCAAACAAACUACUUUUUCGAGUGCGCCGCAUCGCACGAGUUGAAUGACAACAUGCCUAAUGGUGUGGCGAAUGGGACCACUGAAGGCUCCGUAGAUGGUGCGUCGCGAGGUCCUCUGUAUGGGGCUUUGGAUCGAUUUGCACAAUUUUUUGUCAAACCUCUCUUUCUGGAGAAUACAUUGGACAGGGAGCUAAGAGCCGUGGACUCGGAGAACAAGAAGAACCUUCAGAGCGACGCAUGGCGGUUAUCUCAACUCGCCAAAUCGCUGUCGAACCCGCGCCAUCCGUAUCACCAUUUCUCCACUGGAAAUCUGCAGACAUUGCGGGAUGACCCCGAGAAAAGAGGCAUCAAAAUCCGUGACGAAUUCAUUCAUUUCUAUGAGCGACAUUAUUCGGCCAAUCGAAUGAAAUUGGUUGUUCUGGGUCGUGAGUCGUUGGACGAGUUGGAAAAAUGGGUGGUUGAACUCUUCUCUGAAGUCAAGAAUCAAGAGCUCCCACAAAACCGCUGGGAUGGCAUCGAAAUGCUGACAAAGGAUCAAUUGUCGACGGAGAUUCAUGCGAAACCUGUCAUGGAGUCGAGGUCUCUGGAAAUCAGCUUUCCAUGGCAAGACGAAGAGGAAAUGUAUGAGACCCAGCCGGCCAGAUACAUCAGUCACUUGAUUGGCCACGAGGGACCGGGCAGUAUUCUGGCAUAUCUCAAGGAAAGAGGCCUGGGUCAGACUUUAUCCGCGGGGUAUCACCCUGUCUGCCCCGGCUCCGCCUUUUUUGAGAUUGAGAUUGGAUUGACCCCUCUCGGUCUCAAGAACUACUACGAGAUUUUGAAGAUCGUUUUCCAAUACAUUGGAAUGAUGAAGGCAAAUCCGCCUGUGGAGUGGAUGCAUCAAGAAAUGAGGAACAUGGCCGAGGUCGACUUCAGAUUCCGUCAAAAGACCCCUGCAAGUCGAUUUACCAGCGCCACGAGCAGCGUGAUGCAGAAGAAUUUGCCUCGCCACUGGCUACUCAGCAGCACAAGCAAGUUCAGGAAAUUCGACGCGAAAGCCAUUGUACAAGCUAUGCAAUAUCUCCGAGAGGACAAUUUCCGGCUAAUGCUUGUCUCUCAAGAAUUUCCCGGCGAAUGGGACCAAAAGGAGAAGUGGUAUGGAACGGAAUAUCGGGUUGAGAAAAUCCCUACAGGUGUUCUGUCCGAGGUUCGACAGGCCUUGUCUGCUUCUACCCAUGAUACGAUCAAGGAACUCCAUCUGCCUCACAAAAACGAGUUCAUUCCCACGAAAUUGGACGUGGAGAAGGCAGACGUCAAGGAGCCUGCAAAGACGCCCAAACUACUCCGAAAUGACGACGUAAUCCGUUUGUGGUGGAAGAAGGAUGAUACCUUUUGGGUUCCCAAAGCCAAUCUCAACAUCAAGCUCCGAAACCCGAUCACCUACGCCAAUCCUGCCAACUAUGUCAAAACUUGCCUGUUUGUCAGUUUGGUCAAGGACGCUUUGUCGAGCUAUUCCUAUGACGCGGAAAUUUCAGGCCUUUCCUAUGCCAUCGGGGCAAAUAUGUCAGGGCUAGACAUUAGCGUACACGGGUACAAUGACAAGAUGGCGGUCUUGUUGGAAAAGAUCUUGGUCACGAUCCGCAAGAUCGACAUUAGAACUGAUCGGUUCGACGUCAUCAAAGAGCGCAUGGCCAGGAAAUACAAGAAUUGGGCUUACCAGCAACCCUAUUAUCAGAUCGGAGACUACACCAGAUGGCUCUUGAACGAGGGAUCGUGGAUGAACGACGUCUAUGCUGCGGAGCUUCCCCACGUCACAGUCAACGAUGUCAUAACAUUCGGCCCCCAGUUCCUGCAACAAGCGCAUAUUGAAGUUCUGGCCCACGGCAACUUGUACAGAGAAGAUGCGAAGAAGGUCGCCAAUUUGAUCGAAUCAACAUUGAAACCACGUGCCCUGCCCGUGUCGCAAUGGCAACUGAGGAGGAAUGUCAUUAUCCCGCAAGGAAGUAACUUUGUGUACAAGCACACAUUGAGCGACCCGGCCAACAUUAAUCACGCUAUCGAGUAUUAUUUGGAUGUUGGACACGUGAUGGAUGUUCCUCUUCGAGCGAGAUUGCAAUUAUUUGCUCAAAUGACCGACGAACCAGCCUUUGACCAACUCCGAACCAAAGAACAGCUAGGUUAUGUGGUUUGGAGUGGUGUCCGGCCUGCAGCUGUCACUAUGGGGUAUAGAAUACUCAUACAAAGCGAGCGAGAUCCCGGUUACCUCGAGACCCGAAUCAAUGCAUUCUUGUUCAAAUUCAAGAAGGCUCUGGACUCAAUGUCUGAAAACGAUUUUGAAGGACACAAGCGAAGUCUUGUCAAUAAGAGAUUGGAGAAGCUGAAGAACCUCGACUUGGAGACCAAUCGUCUUUGGUCGUAUAUCAGCGGCGAAUAUCUCAAUUUCUAUCAAGUUGAUCGAGAUGUCGCAAUGAUUCGACCGCUGACGAAGGACGAUAUGAAGCAAUUCUAUGCGCAGUAUAUUGAUCCGGAGUCACCAACGCGAGCCAAGCUUUCAGUCCAUCUCGAAGCGCAAGCUACGGCCGCUGUGCCCGAAGUUUCCCCGGCGGAGCAAAAGGACCAACUUGUUGGGCUCCUUGGGCAAGUUCUCGGAUCUUUGGAUGUUGACGUCGAAGACGCUCGAUUGAAGAGUCAAUUUGAAAACGUGGAGAUCACCGACCAGCAGAGCAUUGUUGGAGCAAUCAAAGACUACAUUGGCACAUCAAUUCCCUCGGCGAAGACAGACCAAAUCCUGGGACAAAUAAAGGAAGCGAUAACCCAGAUCCAGAUGGCCUUGAAGAUCAAGGCGGUGACGCCUCCGGCGAAUACGGUGGAGAUGGCAGCCCAGAUUCGGCCCCCCGUUGUCAUCAAGGACGCAUAUCAGUGGAGAGCCGGUUUGCAGGUCAGCAAAGCACCUGUUGCUGUUGAAGACCUGCGUGAUUUCGAAGAUCUUGAAUCUAAAUUGUGA
Messenger RNA from Rhinocladiella mackenziei CBS 650.93, 3363 nucleotides. RefSeq lists its product as uncharacterized. Bases 1 to 3363 code for a protein of 1120 amino acids. The record is from RefSeq and is a predicted model, not a curated record. Gene Ontology annotation, molecular function: metal ion binding; metalloendopeptidase activity. The transcript is spliced from 2 exons. Gene Ontology annotation, cellular component: cytosol; mitochondrion. Gene Ontology annotation, biological process: peptide catabolic process. NCBI's taxonomy places the organism in Eukaryota, Fungi, Ascomycota, Eurotiomycetes, Chaetothyriales, Herpotrichiellaceae.